Messenger RNA from Penicillium lagena, 486 nucleotides. RefSeq lists its product as uncharacterized. Lineage: Eukaryota; Fungi; Ascomycota; Eurotiomycetes; Eurotiales; Aspergillaceae. The record is from RefSeq and is a predicted model, not a curated record. Bases 1 to 486 code for a protein of 161 amino acids. The transcript has a single exon.
AUGCCAUCAUUCAGGCGUCUUCUGCCCAUCGCCCUCUCGCUCGCGGCCGCUACAACGGCAGCCACUUGUCCGCAGAACUGGUUACAGGACACCGCAGUUAACGGCGGUUCCAAAUGCUGCUAUGGCAACAUGAUUAUUGACGGCCGCAAUGCCUAUUGCUGCGUUUACGACAUGACUCCCAAAGUGAUAACCACUAUUGUUUCGACUUCGAGUACUUUCGAACCCUCGUUUAUUACUACUCCCGAUUGCUUCGCAAAGGUUCCCUUCACUGCGAGCGACUAUUCGGAUCAGGUCUCUUCAGCAUCAUCGAAGGUUGCAGCUGCCGCCACAACUAUUGCGACCAACGAGGCGAUUUCCACGAGCGCAAGUUCGACCACGAGCUCAGGGUCUGCAGCUACCACCACUAAUGCGGCCAUGCCGAUUGCCACAGCUCAUGAAAUGGUGCUAGGCGGUGCCGCAGUCGCUAUCGGUCUUUUCAUGCUGUGA